AUUAAGUAAAAAACCUGUCUUUACAACGUUUACUUGUAGUGGAGUAGUAUUUGACCAGUAGUAUCUUGAAAAUCUCUUUUUCACACUUGAAACCACAGAUAACAACAUCAACAACAUGAAGGUGACAAGAUGUUUAAAGCUGGUUUCCACCUUCUACAGCUUCCUAACUUUGGGUGGGGGUGCGACUGCAGGAUUCGGUAUAUGGUCACAAAUAACCAAAAAACCAUCUGAAGUGUUAAAAACCGUUGAUGGUACUACAUUCACCAAGAUCCUGUCCAUGGGUGCCCCACUGCUGAUUGCUGUGGGCUGCAUCUUCGCUCUGAUGGGUUUGAUUGGCUUUUGUGGCACUUUGAAGAAAAAAAGCUGGAUGCUCUUGGUCUUCUUCCUCGUUGUGCUUAUCAUCUUCAUCCUCCAGGUCAUGGCAGCAGUUUUUAUCCUCCUUCCAAAUUCUGUGAAGGAAAAUGCAUUGAGCAGCUUAGAGGUCAAAUUCGUUGAAAGUCUUAAGACGAAAUAUGGCCAGGAGCAAUCAAUCACUGACAUAUGGAAUAAUACUAUGACCAAGCUGAAAUGCUGUGGAUACAAAGGCUAUGAUGACUUCACAAGUUCAGCUUUUGUGAAGAAAACAUCAAACUAUCCCACACAAUGCUGCAGUAAUGAUCCAAAUCCAAUAUGUGGAAAAGACAAAGCUAAGGGAGAGAACAUGAGGGGCUGCAUUCAUGUGCUGUUUGACGAAAAUAUACCCAUAUCUGGAGCUUUGUCAUUUCUGAUCGGCAUUAUAGAGAUUGUUGCCUUAAUUGUUUCACUGAAAGUCUACCAAUGCUUGAGACGCUUGCCUGAUCUCCCAGACCCUUGUGAAAAUAAUCUGUGAUAAACGACUAUUGAUUUCUCUUUUUCUGUAUCUGUCAAAGUUCUUUGUGCUUUAUUAUUGCAUUUGACAAAAUAUUCAGAAUUUUUCUAUGAACAGUGAUGUGUGAAGACAAAGAAAGUAAAAAGCGAUGCUUUUUUUAAAUUAUUAUUAAAAUAUAUAAUUUCCUAGUAUCUAUAGAAGUUUAACACUUUCAUGUUUCAGUGUCUAACAAAAAAUAUAUAAAAAUGUGCAUAGUGGCUCCUAAUUUCAUUCAAUAAAACUUAUGCUUAUUUUUAAAUAACUUGACUUACUGUUAGAACAAUAUGAUGAUUUAAUAACAAUGGUUUAUAACCUUGAUAAUGAGGUCAUGAAACAUUUCUGUAAGUGAAUCCUGUUGUGGAAUAAUUGAAAGCUGGAAAACUGAAUUAAAACUUUUAUUACAUUUUAUUAAUCU
Carassius auratus (goldfish) is the source of this 1301-nucleotide messenger RNA. Its product is annotated as tetraspanin-1-like. The record is from RefSeq and is a predicted model, not a curated record. The transcript is spliced from 7 exons. Bases 116 to 868 code for a protein of 250 amino acids. Gene Ontology annotation, cellular component: plasma membrane. NCBI's taxonomy places the organism in Eukaryota, Metazoa, Chordata, Actinopteri, Cypriniformes, Cyprinidae.